Messenger RNA from Manihot esculenta (cassava), 2356 nucleotides. RefSeq names its product transcription initiation factor TFIID subunit 12b. The transcript is spliced from 9 exons. Gene Ontology annotation, cellular component: SAGA complex; transcription factor TFIID complex; SLIK (SAGA-like) complex. Gene Ontology annotation, biological process: DNA-templated transcription initiation; RNA polymerase II preinitiation complex assembly. The record is from RefSeq and is a predicted model, not a curated record. Gene Ontology annotation, molecular function: TBP-class protein binding; DNA binding; protein heterodimerization activity. The coding region runs from base 185 to 2077 and encodes 630 amino acids. NCBI's taxonomy places the organism in Eukaryota, Viridiplantae, Streptophyta, Magnoliopsida, Malpighiales, Euphorbiaceae.
UACGUGGACGGCCAGGAUUUCCCCCCAUCCUCAACCUUCUUCAGCUCCUCCGUGUCCCCUCUUUUUUAGCAGAGAACGAAACGAGAAAUUGAAAUUUUGGUUGCUUCUUGUGAUCAGCGAUCCCAAUUGACCAAAACAACAAUGGAUUAACACCUCUCUAAACCCUCAAAAAUUUCCUCUUACAAUGGCUGAAGCCGCAGCUUCUUCCCCUAAACCCACCCCUUCUCCAAAUCCGAUGGACCCAUCACCACCACCGCCACCUCCUCAACCACAAUCACAAUCACAACCACCGCCUACGGCGUUAACAAAUUCGAACUCCAACACCACAGCUCUUACACCACCACAAUCACAACCGCAAGCACAAGCACAAGCACCAACAUCCAGCAUGUCAAAUCAAAAUCAACAAAUUGCAUCUCCUUCUCUUGACCGACAAAUUUCAUCGCCUCCUCUUUCCUCUCAACAGCAACAACAACCGAUAGGACAGCAGCAGCAACAGCAACAAUCGCAGCAGCAAUUGCAACAACAGAAUAUCACAGCCAUGUCGAACUAUCAAAUUCCACAAUCCCUUCAAAGAUCUCCUUCCAUGUCUCGUUUAAGCCAAAUUAACCAACAGCAACAGCAGCAGAAUCAGUACAGUGGCAUCUUGAGGCAGCAGCAGCAACAACAGGGCCUGUAUGCCCAAGUGAAUUUUGGUGGGUCGGGUUCAAUUCAGCAGAAUUUGCAGAAUCAGCAAAUGAGUGGCACCAACUUGUCUCGGUCGGCACUUCUCGGGCAGAGCGGGCAUCUUCCCAUGCUGACCGGAGCGGGGGCAGGGUCUGUGGCAGCAGCAGCGGCUGCUCAGCUGAACUUGUUGGCCUCGAAAGCUGGUUUAGUCCAAGGGUCUCAAUUCCACCCUGGUAAUUCUCCGGGGCAGCCUUUGCAGGGAAUGCAAGCAAUGGGAAUGAUGGGAUCACUCAAUUUGACCCAACAACUAAGGCCUAAUGGUGCGCUUAAUUAUGCUCAAAGACAGCAAUUGGCACAACAAAAUUCACUCACCUCUCAUCAGGUUCCAAACCUUUCAAGGACAUUUAUGAACCCUCAACUGUCUAGUCUGGCUCAGAAUGCACAACCAGCAAUGAUGCAAAACUCUCUGUCACAGCAGCAAUGGUUGAAGCAAAUGCCAGCAAUUUCAGGUCCUGCCUCACCACUCCGUCUUCAACAGCAGCAGAGACAGUCGCAGGUUCUUUUGCAGCAGCAGUUGGCUUCAUCUCCUCAGUUGCUCCAGAAUUCGAUGCCAUUAAGUCAGCAACAAUUAUCCCAACUGGUACAUCAGCAGUCAUCAAUGGGGCACCAACAACUGCAUCAGCAACAGCAGCAACCACAACAGCAGUUGCAACAACAACAGCAGCUACUACAACAGCAUCAGCAACCACAUCAGCAAUUGCAACAACAAUUACCCUCACAUCAGUCGCAGCAACAGCAAUCUCCGAGGAUGCAAGGGCCCACAGGCCAGAAAUCUCUUAGCUUGACAGGUUCACAACCAGAUGCAACAGCAUCUGGUACGACCACACCAGGGGGGAGUUCGAGCCAAGGAACAGAAGCAACUAAUCAACUACUUGGGAAGAGAAAGAUGCAUGACUUGGUUUCACAGGUAGAUUCACAGGGAAAGCUAGACCCUGAAGUCGAAGAUCUCCUUUUGGAGAUUGCUGAUGAUUUCAUUGAUUCUGUGACUACAUUUGCAUGCAGUUUGGCAAAGCACCGGAAAUCUUCAACUUUAGAAUCCAAGGAUUUAUUACUACACUUAGAGAAGAACUGGCAUCUGACAAUUCCGGGAUUUUCGACUGAAGAAAGAAACUUUCAAAGAAAACCUAAUGUGCAGUUAUCGAGUGAUCUUCACAAGAAGCGUCUUGAUAUGAUUCGUGCAUUGAGGGAGUCCUCACGCUCAGAAACAAAUAAUAAUAAUAAUCCUAAAGAGAUUAUCAGACAAGGGCUUGGCAACCCCAUAGUUACUAACCACCUGAUAAGACCACCAAGUUCAGAGCAGCUGGUUUCCCAGUCAACUAGUUCUCAAAUACUGCAGCAGAUCACGCGAUUUUAAUGGAUAUAUUUCUCAUUUCUGUCAGUGUGUCCAUGCUGAUUGGUGUAACAUGGACCUUGUUGGGUUUGGAUUGUUGGAAGCAUUAGCUGUGGAGGCAGAUGUGUAAUUAUUUGGCUAGCAUUAGAGGUCUGAAAAUGGGUUGAAAAGAUUGCGGCAGUGAUCAUCUAAAUUUAUAGUUAUUGUUGAUGUAUGAAUGAUUAUUUGAUCUUGUGCUUAUGACCACAAGAAUGUGCCUUGUUGCUUGCAGUUACCAAAAAGAAAGGGAUAUCCUUGGGGAGA